UAUAUACCCCCAUCUCUGCAACAAAGUCUCCAACUCCAACAAGGCAAGGAGGAAGAGCUGAGGCAUACUCCGAACCCAGCCAGAGAGCUAGCUCAGUGAGCAGUACACAGUACACUCCCCGGGUUAUCUCUCCCAGCACGCCAGCUAGCUUUUGCUUGCAAUGGCGGACUGCAUGCAGGAGUGGCCGGAGCCCGUGGUCCGCGUGCAGGCGCUCGCCGAUAGCGGCCUGGAGGCCAUCCCGCGCUGCUACGUCAAACCACCGUGCGACCGCCCCGCCCCCGAGGCGGACGACGCGUCCUCCGGCGCCAGCAUUCCGGUGGUCGACCUCGGCAACGGCGGCGACGACGAGGGCGGCCAGCUCGCGGAGGCCGUGGCGGCGGCGUGCCGGGGCUGGGGCUUCUUCCAGGUGGUAAACCACGGGGUGCGGCCGGAGCUGAUGCGCGCGGCGCGGGAGGCGUGGCACGGCUUCUUCCGCCUGCCGCUCCAGGAGAAGCAGAAGUACGCCAACUCGCCGCGGACGUACGAGGGGUACGGCAGCCGGCUUGGCGUCGAGAAGGGCGCCAUCCUCGACUGGGGAGACUACUACUUCCUCGUCCUCUCGCCGGACGCCGCCAAGAGCCCGGCCAAAUACUGGCCGGCCAAUCCCGGCAUCUGCAAGGAGGUGUCCGAGGAGUACGGGAGAGAGGUGAUCAAGCUGUGCGAGCGGCUGAUGAGGUUGCUGUCAGCGAGCCUGGGGCUGGACGAGACGCGGUUCCAGGAGGCGUUCGGUGGGGCGGACUGCGGCGCGGGCCUGCGCGCCAACUACUACCCGCGGUGCCCGCAGCCGGACCUCACGCUGGGCCUCUCCGCCCACUCCGAUCCCGGCAUCCUCACCGUCCUCCUCGCCGACGACCACGUUCGCGGCCUCCAGGUACGCCGCCGUGACGGCCACUGGGUCACCGUGCAGCCCCUCCCCGACGCCUUCAUCGUCAACGUCGGCGACCAGAUUGAGAUCUUGAGCAACUCGAUGUACAAGAGCGUGGAGCACCGCGUGAUCGUGAACGCCGAGGAGGAGCGCAUCUCGCUCGCACUCUUCUACAACCCGAGAGGCGACGUCCCGGUGGCGCCGGCGCCGGAGCUGGUGACGCCGGAGCGGCCGUCGCUCUACUACCGUCCGAUGACCUUCGACGAGUACAGGGUGUACGUCAGGAAGAAUGGCCCCAAGGGCAAGGCACAGCUUGAGGCUCUCAAGGGCCAGUCAAUCACCCAAAACAACGAAUAAUAAAUAAUUAGUAAUUAAUUAACUAAUUAAGCUACACCGAUCGAUCCAACAGCGACGGCAUGCUAAUCCAUGGAUCGAACUAGCAAGCUAGCUAGCUAGCAGUCAGCAUUAAUUAUCCCAUGUAUGAUCUGAAUCGGAAUAACACAUGCAUGAGUGUGUGUACAUGGCCUACUUAAUUUACGCAACAUAUAUAGUUAUAGGCCUUAAUUAUAAUAAGCACAUAUAUAUUGCACGCAUGCGUGCUCACUAUCUGAAGUAUAUAUGCAUUAUAUGUAAUUCAGGGACGCGAUGCUAAUUAGUAAUUAAGUGCAUGUAAUCUUCUACCAUAUAUAUUCAAGCAAGAAAUUUAGUUUGAUGUUUACGUAUAUUUACCAAUGGAUGGAUGGAGAACUAAACUACUGCUCCCUCCGUCCCAUAAAAAUUGCUUUUCUAGCUCUAAGGCUUUAUCCCACAAAAAUUGUAUUUCUAGCCAUGUGGGGUCCAACCAAUUGAUUCAUCUAUAUAAGUUUCCUUCCAUCCCACAUAA
Messenger RNA from Oryza sativa Japonica Group (Japanese rice), 1787 nucleotides. RefSeq names its product jasmonate-induced oxygenase 2. Lineage: Eukaryota; Viridiplantae; Streptophyta; Magnoliopsida; Poales; Poaceae. The record is from RefSeq and is a predicted model, not a curated record.